Messenger RNA from Oryzias melastigma (Indian medaka), 866 nucleotides. RefSeq names its product chemokine (C-C motif) ligand 25a (gene ccl25a). Bases 151 to 477 code for a protein of 108 amino acids. Gene Ontology annotation, cellular component: extracellular region. Gene Ontology annotation, molecular function: CCR chemokine receptor binding; chemokine activity. The record is from RefSeq and is a predicted model, not a curated record. Gene Ontology annotation, biological process: positive regulation of GTPase activity; lymphocyte chemotaxis; immune response. The transcript has 5 exons. Lineage: Eukaryota; Metazoa; Chordata; Actinopteri; Beloniformes; Adrianichthyidae.
AAGGAAAGAUGAGCCCAGGUGCAAAGGUGAGCCCGUUUAUGGAAAUAUGAUCCUGCUGAGGUGCUGCACUAUAUAAGAGCGAGCUGCCUGAAGCCCCGCAGACACAUGGACUGAGAUCCAGCCCUCUGCACCACGACUGGAGAUUGAACCAUGAGGUUCCACGCGCUGUUCCUGCUGCUCCUCCUGUGCUGCGUCUAUCUUGCAGCAGCUCAAGUCUCCUACGAUGACUGCUGUCUGAAGUACGUCAGAAAAAUGAGCCGUGGCGCUCAGAAACAUGCAGUAAGUUACAAGGUCCAGAAGGCAGACGGAAGCUGCAACAUUGCAGCUCUCAUCUUCAUCAUGAAGAGGGGUCGGAUGAUUUGUGCGAACCCCAGCGACUCGUGGGCCUUGAGACUGGUGGAGAGCAUCGACGCCAAGAAAGCCAAACAGAACCCCAAAUACUACAAGAAGCCCCGCCCACUUCAAAGAAAAGGCUGAGGGUGAAGGUUUACUGCAGCCGCCGCUCAUCCAUCAAGCCUCACUAUCUGAGGAUUGAGCAACGGGCCGUUUGUUCUUGUUUUAUGGGGGGGCUGCUUUUGCUUUCACUCUGCAAUAAAAGAGGUCAGACGCUGGUCCAGAGUCCGGCAGAACUUUGUUCCGGACUUCUGAAGCUCACAUAACCACAUGGCUGCUUUCAUGUGCCAGAAUCUGAUCAUGAAUAAGCUUUCUGAUUCUCGUGUGAUGACCCUGUUGAGGUGCAGCUGACGUGUCACAGAAUAGAAGAUGUUCUCUCUUCAGUGUCUUUUAUUUGAACGGCUUUCACAUAUUUUGUAUACAGGAUUUAUAACAAAAUGUAACCAGAACAAUAAAGUGUCUUUAUACAUAAA